GACCGCGACGUCCCAAUGGGACGAUGACGCCCGCGUCGGUUCGCGUCUGACAGGUCCGCGCACGUUGCCACGAGGCGCGCGGAUAAGGCUCUCGUACUCUUCCCGCGUCACUUCGCGCGGAAGGAAUCUGGAGGUUUUGCGUGUGGCUGUGCAUGUGUGUGUUGCAGAUGCGAUCUCGUUGCUGAUCCGAUCAAGGUGAACGUUACCGAGAAGCAGAGGCGAGACGCACCACGAGGAGGCGAUUGGAGGAAGAGACGAAAAGACGAGGAAAAACGGUGGAGAAAGCGUUGGAAAAGGAAAAACUCGCCUGGUGUGUGUGACAUAGAGGAAGCCGAGGGCGUUCCUCUUCGAGAGAGACAAGACAAGCAGAAGUUGCAUCACGUUCGAUCAUGACGCAACAAAGUGGAGCUGGGUCACCCCAGCAGUUCUGUCUGCGCUGGAACAAUUAUCAGACUAAUCUGACCAACGUCUUCGAUCAGCUCUUACAGAGCGAAAGUUUCGUGGACGUAACCCUGGCCUGUGACGGGCAUAGCGUUAAAGCCCAUAAAAUGGUCCUGUCGGCCUGCAGCCCAUACUUUCAGGCGCUCUUCUUCGACAACCCCUGCCAGCAUCCUAUAGUCAUCAUGAAGGACAUCAAGUGGCCGGAGCUCAAGGCCGCGGUCGAGUUCAUGUACAAGGGUGAGAUCAACGUCUCCCAGGAGCAGAUUGGGCCAUUGCUCAAGGUCGCGGAGAGUCUCAAGAUCCGCGGCCUCGCGGACGUCAACAGCGAGCAGGAGCUGACGUCCAGGCCGACUCUGGAGGAGGUCGCGACCGCGGCGAUGCAGCGGAAGAAACGUCGCCGGAUAUCCGGCGAUCGCUCCCCAUCCGGUAACAGUCCGGAACGUGUCGGCUCCGGCAGCAUCGGCCCCGACGACGACGUGAUCGGUAGUAACAUCGUCGUGCCCGAGAUUCACAGCAUGGUGCCGUCGACGGCCAGCUCGACCCCGAGGUCUCUCGGCUCGCCCAGCACGCCCAGCAUCUCCGUCACGCCGCAGAUCAACCUGCAGGAACUUCCGGUCUCGCUACCCUUACCGCCACCCCCGCAGCCACCGCCGCAGGGACAGCAGAGCUCGCACCCCUUGCCAACCCACCACGUGCCCGGCCACGUGACUUCCGGUCCGCACGCGCCCGUCAACCACCUGGGCGGCCACAGCCAGCAGCUCAGCGUGCAACAGCAGCAGCAGCAACAGCAGCAACAGCAGCAGCAGCAGCAACAGCAGCAUCAUCAACAGGGCGCCGGCAAUCAACCCGGCGCCGGCGACGACCUCGAGAUCAAACCCGGCAUCGCGGAGAUGAUUCGGGAGGAGGAAAGGGCCAAGUUGUUGGAGUCGUCCCACGCUUGGCUCGGCGCCUCCACCUCCAGUAUAGCAGCAGACAGCUACCAGUACCAGCUGCAGUCCAUGUGGCAAAAGUGCUGGAACACCAACCAGAGUCUGGUGCACAAUCUGCGCUUCCGGGAACGUGGACCCCUCAAGUCUUGGCGACCAGAGACUAUGGCGGAGGCGAUCUUCAGCGUACUGAAGGAAGGACUCUCCCUCAGCCAAGCGGCAAGGAAAUACGAUAUCCCCUACCCGACGUUUGUCCUGUACGCGAAUCGAGUACACAACAUGCUGGGUCCUAGCGCCGACGGCGGGGCCGAUUUGCGCCCGAAGGGACGAGGACGACCGCAGAGGAUUCUGCUGGGUGUCUGGCCAGACGAGCAUAUCCGCGGUGUGAUUCGCGCGGUGGUAUUCCGCGACGGUCACUCGCCACACAUCGUGAAGGAGGAGCCGACCACGAUGUACCCCAGCCUGGCGAACUACGCGGCUUGCAAUGGCCCGGAAGGCGCAGUCAGUCCGGGUGCGGCAGCUGCGGCUGCGGUCGCGGCGGUCGCUCAAGGUCUGCGACACCAGAUGUGCAGCAUGGUGGCAGCGGCGCAUUCGCAGCAACACGAUAUGAUGGCGACGAACCUGUCGACGAAUCUGUCUACCAGUCUGUCGUCAAAUCUACAAGCGGCGAUGCAGGCUAGCCAGCACCACAACAACAAUAACACGAGCAACGCGAGUGGCGGCCUCGGCAGCAGCAAUAGCGCCGGCAACAACAAUGGCAAUUCGCCAUUGAAUCUCGGUCUGGCGAGCCCGGGCUCGGGUGGACCGCCCGAGAGUCCGUUGGAGAGUCCUCUGGCGAGCCCGUUGGGUCCGCUGAUGGAUCCAGCGGGUCACAUACCCAGUAGCGUGGAAGUCGGCAUCGGCGUGAGCGGCAUGACGUACAAGCCGGCACGGAGCUUUGUCAGUCCACGCCCGGAGAAUCUCUUCCAGGAGGACAUCGCCGAUCUGGUGAAGAGCCCCCACGGUCUUAAGGACAAGGACAAGAUCCCGGUGAAGCUUGAACCGCUCACGGACUCGCGCUGCGAAUAGUAAGUCAUUAUGGUGGCUGCGGAACGAGGAGGAGAGACGACUACAUCAGCUCCUAUGGGAUCGUCGUCGGCCGUGGAAGGACGACGUGCGUCGAUGACCCCGAGGAGGAUCUCUUUCUCUUCGAGGCCGUCAGCGGCCGAGGACCGGUGAUGCGAGCCGAUAGACUUCUCGCGAAGAAUCAAGCAUUGUCCGAUUCACUUCACCUCCACUCGCGGGAGUUUAUAAUAUGUAUAAACGCGACUCCGAACGUUAUACGCGAGCGCGAUGUAUUGUGCAUACGAAAAUCUUAGAGGGAUAUUAGAGAAAAAGAGAGGCUUACAAUCAAAAGAAAAAAAAAAUAAUAAUAAACUGACGGAGACACACGAGUGCGGACGAGAUAAGCUAGAGUGUCGAGAAUUUCUCGCCUGGGCUCAGCUCCGGGGAAGAACGAUCGAACGGUAGUGGACCGUCCUAGACGAGGAUCGCUCGGUCGGAACCUUCGACAGCGGAAAAGCAGAAACGGAGGAAAGGAGAGAGAGCGAAAGAGAGUAAAAACCUUCUUCUAGCAAACAUACUAUAGCUAUACUAGGUCGCCGGCGCCUCGCGAGCGCGCCGCCACCUUUUUCCAAUCUAGAUAGUCGUGUCAUCGUCGUGUCGUACAGACUAUGUACAUGUAAUAAAGAUAAAAAAAAACCCCCCACACGUUACACACAUGCGCACACGUAUGAAUAUACAUACAUUCACACAUGGACAACACGAGCGCGCGCCGUACAUAACAAGAUACACACUCGAAAUUUAUACCUACGCAUUAUACGAUAACUGUACUUUUAAUGCCAAAUGUAUAAUAACUCGUAAGGGGUCGCCUACUGCCGAAUGAUUGACUAUUUGAGACGGGUAUCGAGACGAGAAAAAUAAGCCGCCUCGAACAAAGCUGCACGUUGUAUUAUCGAGUCCUUACACAACGUGUCAUGGAUCAGUUUGUGAUACACUCCUAAUUUUUAGGUGUCGCAAAAGAGAGUUGCUUGAAAU
Messenger RNA from Trachymyrmex cornetzi, 3443 nucleotides. RefSeq names its product protein bric-a-brac 1. NCBI's taxonomy places the organism in Eukaryota, Metazoa, Arthropoda, Insecta, Hymenoptera, Formicidae. Gene Ontology annotation, cellular component: nucleus. The record is from RefSeq and is a predicted model, not a curated record. Gene Ontology annotation, molecular function: DNA binding; protein binding. The transcript has 6 exons. Bases 390 to 2435 code for a protein of 681 amino acids. Gene Ontology annotation, biological process: regulation of transcription by RNA polymerase II.